Triticum aestivum (bread wheat) is the source of this 2786-nucleotide messenger RNA. RefSeq names its product beta-amylase 8. The record is from RefSeq and is a predicted model, not a curated record. Gene Ontology annotation, biological process: polysaccharide catabolic process. The coding region runs from base 123 to 2261 and encodes 712 amino acids. NCBI's taxonomy places the organism in Eukaryota, Viridiplantae, Streptophyta, Magnoliopsida, Poales, Poaceae. The transcript has 9 exons. Gene Ontology annotation, molecular function: beta-amylase activity.
CUACACUCCAGAGUCUCCACUUCCUCGACCAGCGGCCGCGCCGGCAGCAGCUCGCGGUGCCCCUCCCUCCUACCCAGCGCUCGCAGAUCGGCGCCGACGCCGCGGCCGCCGGGCGGAGCGCCAUGGCCACGAAGCACCCCCACGGGGACGCUGAUCCGUCCACUUCGCCUCCGCCGCCGCCGAGCCGCCGCCCGCGCGGCUUCGCCUCCGCCUCCACCCCCGCGGCGCCUCCUCCCCCGGGGCGGCGGCGCGGCGAGCGGGAGAGGGAGCGGGAGAAGGAGCGGACGAAGCUGCGGGAGCGGCAACGGCGCGCCAUCACCAGCCGCAUGCUGGCCGGGCUGCGGCAGCACGGCAACUUCCCCCUCCCCGCCCGCGCCGACAUGAACGACGUUCUCGCCGCGCUCGCCCGCGCCGCCGGGUGGACCGUCCACCCCGACGGCACCACCUUCCUCUCCUCUCCCCAGCCCUCUCUCCCUCCCCCUGCCCAAUUCGUACGUGCGCCCUCUCCAGUGUCUUAUUGCCCUUACUUACCUAGACUAGAGAUAGAUGUUCGGAUUUUGCUUGCUGGAGCUCUCCACUUUUCGUAUGAUAAUGUUAUCCCUUGCUCAAUUGAAAACGUUGUGAAUGAAAAAUGUAUUGAUUUUGCAAGAAAUGAUUCGUAUUUGCAGCAGGGUGCUUUCCAGGCUACUUCUCUGGAAACCCCAGUUUUUACCAACUCUCUGAACAGCUACGCCAUUGGGACGCCAAUAGAUUCCCAGGCUUCAGCCCUACAAACAGAUGAUAGCCUGUCACCGUCGUCAUUGGAUUCAGUGGUGGUGGCAGAGCAAAGCAUAAAGAAUGAGAGCUAUGGGAAUUCAAGUUCAGCCAAUUCUUUGAAUUGUAUGGGAAGUGAUCAGCUGUUGAGAGCAUCAGCAGUAUGGGCGGGUGAUUUCACGAAAACUCCAUAUAUACCAGUGUACGCCUCUUUGUCUAUGGGCAUUAUCAAUUGUUAUUGCCAAUUGGUUGAUCCUGAGGCUGUACGCGCUGAACUAAGGCAUCUGAAGUCUUUGAAUGUUGAUGGAGUUGUUGUAGACUGUUGGUGGGGGAUUGUGGAAGCCUGGACUCCUCAAAAGUAUGAAUGGUCUGGCUACAGGGACCUUUUUGGUAUUAUUAAAGAGUUCAAGCUAAAAGUUCAGGUUGUAUUGUCAUUUCAUGGGUCUGGGGAGUGUGGAUCUGGUGGUGUGUUAAUUGCUCUCCCUAGGUGGGUAAUUGAAAUUGCACAAGAGAACCAAGAUAUAUUUUUCACUGAUCGAGAAGGUAGGAGGAAUACAGAAUGCCUUUCCUGGGGAAUUGACAAAGAGCGAGUCCUUCGAGGGAGAACUGGCAUUGAGGUUUAUUUUGAUUUCAUGAGGAGCUUUCAUAUGGAAUUCAGAAGCUUAUCUGAAGAGGGUCUUAUUUCUGCUAUUGAGGUUGGAUUGGGUGCUUCUGGAGAGCUAAGAUACCCUUCGUGUCCAGAAAAAAUGGGCUGGAGAUAUCCUGGUAUUGGCGAGUUUCAGUGUUAUGACAGGUAUAUGCAAAAGAACCUACGGCAAUCAGCCUUGACACGGGGGCAUUUGUUUUGGGCCCGUGGGCCUGAUAAUGCUGGCUACUAUAAUUCAAGGUCACAUGAGACUGGCUUUUUUUGUGACGGAGGUGAUUAUGACAGCUACUAUGGGCGUUUCUUCCUUAAUUGGUAUUCUGGAAUCCUCAUAGAUCAUGUGGAUCAGGUGCUCUCACUUGCUACUCUUGCAUUUGAUGGAGCAGCAAUUGUGGUGAAGAUCCCCUCCAUCUAUUGGUGGUACAGAACUGCAAGCCAUGCUGCAGAGCUUACUGCAGGAUUCUACAACCCUACAAAUCGAGAUGGAUACUCUCCAGUUUUCAGAAUGCUCAAGAAGCAUUCCAUAAUUCUUAAAGUGGUUUGUUAUGGCCCAGAAUUUACAGUUCAGGAGAAUGAUGAAGCAUUUGCUGACCCAGAAGGUUUAACCUGGCAGGUUAUGAACGCAGCAUGGGAUCAUGGUCUAUCUGUAAGUGUAGAGAGUGCUCUUCCAUGUCUUGACGUGGACAUGUACUCUCGGAUCCUUGACACAGCGAAGCCGAGGAAUGAUCCUGACCGUCACCAUCUCUCAUUCUUUGCAUACCGUCAGCGAACUCCGUUCCUUUUGCAGAGAGAUGUGUGCUUCUCAGAGCUUGAGACCUUUGUAAAGUGCAUGCACGGGGAGGCUACCCAGAACUUUGUAGAUUGAACUUGCUUUGGCGACGCAUUCCCUGAUAUGCUGCAACUUGCGUUCUGCAAAUUUCUGGAUUCCCUUCGUGGCUAUCGCAAGAUUUAACUCAUAUUGCUGAUUAACGCAUUCCGGCCAUCUCCGCCUUAUGCUAAGGGUCAGCCGACCAGAUGGCACUGAAACUGUUGUGCCGGUGGUGGGCAGGGAUUAGUAUCCCUUAUCUGCGGUACAGGGCUGGUAGUUCAGCAAGUUUUUACCGCGGCGUCACCUAGCCUGGGCUGGAAGAUGGAAAGAAUGGCGAGGCAUAUAUCUAAUAGCACUGCAUUAUCAUGCUCUUAAGAUGCAAAGAAACCCUCUCCUGAUUGGGUGGUAAACCAUCUGUCUCUGAAUUCUCGAUGAUGCUUAGACUUUGUUUAACCGAAACAUCUUUCUAGAUUGUGACUGAAAUUUGAACUGUCCGAGCUGAGGUUAGGUCUGAAAUGGUCGUUAAUUUUGUUAAUUAUAUAGUUUGUGGAGCCUAAUUUUCUGGACUAACGAAGCCGAUAA